Messenger RNA from Dibothriocephalus latus, 162 nucleotides. Lineage: Eukaryota; Metazoa; Platyhelminthes; Cestoda; Diphyllobothriidea; Diphyllobothriidae. The record is from the annotation of a GenBank genome assembly.
AUUACGGUCUACGAGUACACUGCGGACAAAAACGAUGAGCUUACGUUUGGUGAAAAUGAGCUCAUUUAUGUCAUCAAGAAGAAUGACGACGGUUGGUGGGAGGGCGUGAUGAGCGGCAGCACUGGACUCUUCCCCGGCAACUACGUUGAGUCAAUUGAAUGA